UCAUCCCAUAACCCUGGACAUUCUUUCGCAUCUGAGAAGCAUGGGACAAUGGAAUCUGAUGCUCCUUUUAUAUCAGAUAAACCCUCUUGUACACUGGUUAUCAAAUAUAAUGAGCGUAGUUUAAAUCAACAAAUAGACAGUAAACUGCUGAUUGAUCUGGAUUCUGAUGAAAAAGACAACCCUGAGUUUCAGGCGGUGACUGAAAUUCAAAGAACAAAAAGGAUGCCUCCCUUCCUCGGCAAUUCAUCCUCUCAUAAGCACGUGAGAAUGGAGUCUGUUGCUCCUUUCAAAUCAGAUAAACCCUUUUGUACAAUGGAUCUGAAAUCGUGGAAUGUAAAUCAACCUCAUGUGCUAGUGAGAUCGAAUUCUCUACUUUCUUUAGAGGAUAAUCAGGCUGAGGAAGGGGAUGACGAAGCAGAUGGCCUAGCAAUGAAUGACGCCAAUGAAGAGGAAAAUGGUGACAGAGAGGAUGGCAUGGCGAUACAUAAGGUUGAUGAAGAAGAAGAUAAAGAGGAUGGAUCCACUAAUCAUGAGGUGGUAGAGAGCAAGGCUAACGAUGAGGCUGACAAUGGGGGAAACGCUGAUCCUAAGGAAGAAAAGGUGGAUUUAAUAUUACAAUUAUUGUUUUAUUUGCUAUUUCUUUUUUAAAAGGGUACAAAUUUAUUAAUCACAAAGAACAAAUACAA
This is a messenger RNA of Cryptomeria japonica (Japanese cedar), 686 nucleotides long. RefSeq lists its product as uncharacterized. NCBI's taxonomy places the organism in Eukaryota, Viridiplantae, Streptophyta, Pinopsida, Cupressales, Cupressaceae. The record is from RefSeq and is a predicted model, not a curated record. Bases 49 to 648 code for a protein of 199 amino acids. The transcript has 3 exons.